AUGUCGUCUCACACCCGCACCACGCCGUGGGUCUCGGUCGACGAGCUGCGUCGGGUGUUGGCGGAGCCCAAGGCCCACAGCAAGGAGCGGGUGGUGCUGGUCGACACCCGCGGCGCCGAGGCCUACGACAAGGGCCACCUCGACGGCGCCGUGCGAAUCGAGGAGUGCUUCACCCACCUGGCCACCUCCGACCCGGCCGGCCUCGCCUCGCUCGAGGCCACCUUCCGCGACCUCUUCGGCCGCCGCGCCGGUAUCACCGGCGCCGCCAACGAGCGGGUCGUCAUCUACGAGGAGGGCCUCACGUCGGGCUUCGCCCAGUCGUGUCGGGGCUACUUCCUCCUCAAGUGGCUCGGCCAUCCCAACGGUGGCCUUGCGGCGUGGCGCAACGCGGGAGGCGAGCUCUCGCAGCAGGCUCCGCAAGUCACGCCCGCUCAGCUCAAGACUCAAGUCGACGCCAGCCUGAUGGCGACGAAGGACGACGUGCUUCAGGCCCUGAAGGACAAGAGCAAGGACGCGGUGCUGCUUGACGUGCGCGACCAGGACGAGUGGAUCGGAACCAGCUCUUCCCCCUACGGGAAGGACUUCUGCCCGCGCAAGGGGCGCCUCCCCGGUGCGAAGUGGCUGGAGUGGUACAAGCUACACGACCGCAAGGACGGAGUGGCCUACACCAAGCCCGUCGACGAAGUCAAGGCCACGCUCACGGACAUGGGCAUCAAGCCCGAGCAGGACGUGAUUGUGUACUGCUUCAAGGGCUCCCGCGCAUCGAACACGCUGAUGCAGCUUCGCCAUGCGGGCUUCAAGGCCACAAACUACUUCGGGUCGUGGAACGAGUGGUCGAGGGACGACAGCCUGCCGAUCGAAUCGAGGGAGCUCUGCGCUUUCUCCUUCCUCUUCAUCUUUGUCCCAUCCAUGGCCGCUUCGGACUCAUUCGGCUUCAGGCGCGUGUUCGAGGGCGCGGCACGGCGUCGGUUCCGGAAGAGUGUGAGGGAGAACACCGAUCUCCUCACCCGCCGCGUCGAUGCCGAACAGAAAUACGAGGGCUUGGACUACGGUCCGAUCGACAAUGAGCUGCAGCAGAGCUACGAGCGUUCGCUCACUCGCCGCGACCUCGUGAGCAAGUGGCUACAAACGAUCGUCGUGCUCACGCUGAUCGGCGCGCUCACCGGCUUUUUCAUCUUCUUCCUCUUCCUGGGCUCGCGGCGCGUCAUUCGCUACAAACUCGAACUUCUCGAGCACCUCCUGUCCGGGUGUGGCGGGUCUCCGGGCGGCACGUGCUUCUGGUACCCGUUCUUGACAUUCGUCGGCAUCAGCACGGGCCUCACUGCCUGCUCCUCGUUCCUGGUGGCCUACUUCCUACCCUUCGCAGCCUCGGGCUUGCCCGAACUGCAAGCUUUUCUGAACGGAAUCAGGAUGCCCUCCAUCUUCCGAGUCUCGAGCUUCUUCGUCAAGUGCCUGGCUCUGCUGUUGGCCGAGUGGGGCCACAUCGUGGGCGACAUUGCCGGGCCGUCCCUCCAACUGGGAGGCUCCAUCGGAGCCACGCUGUCCCAGGGAAAGCUAUCGCUCUUCGAGCGCCUGGCACCCUACGGCCUCAAGACAUUCCGAACCGACAACGAAAAGCGCAACUUCGUCUCGGCCGGCGUGUCCGCAGGCUUUGCGAGCAUAUUUGGAUCUCCCAUAGGGGGGAUGCUCUACUCCGUGGAGCAGGGCUCAUCGUUCUGGACUGGCCCGCUAUCGGCGAUGGUGUUCUUCAGCUGUUGCGCGGCUCUUACGGUUUUCAACUUCCUCAACAAUGGGUUCGUCUUCGAGCGCUGGGGCCACUGGUCCCGCACCGGGCUCUUUGAUUUCGGACACAGCGUGGGCGUGGCCGAGUUCCCGUUCAAGAUCUUCCACUUCCCGUUCUACAUCCUCCUGGGCAUCAUCGGCGGAUUGGUGGGCGCGUUCUUCAACACGCUCAACCUGGGUCUCAUGUGGUUCCGCGUCAACAAGCUCCGCCGGCCGAGCCUGAAGAUGCUCGAAGGCUGUAUUGUCGGUCUGGUGACCUCGAUCGUGAUCUUCGUGGUGCCCUACCUCUACAACAGCUGCCAGCCCAUUUCCUACGAGGCCGUGGAGGAGUUCAACGAACUGCACAUCCGCUACACCAGCGUCUUCUGCAAACAGGGCGAGUACAGCCAGCUCGGGACCCUGUUCUUCGAGAACGAGAUCGACGCCCUGCGGGCGAUGACGGCCGAGGUCGUCGACUGGGACGUGGGUCCGCUGCUGAUCAUCGCCGCAGUCUACACGCUCCUCGCCUGCUGGAGCUUCGGCGCCGCGCUCCCCACCGGCCUCUUCAUCCCGUGCUUCAUCAUCGGCGGUGCUCUCGGGCGUGCGCUUGGCAUGGGGCUGGACCACGGCAUGCCGUGGUUGGACAUCAACAUCAACACCUACACCAUCCUGGGUGCCGCGGCCGUGACCGGCGGCGUCACCCGUCUCACCAUUUCGCUCACGGUCUUGCUGGUCGAGGCGACUGACUACGCCUAUUUUGCUCUGCCGGUCAUGUUGGUGGUGCUGAUCGCGCGAUGGGUUGCCGGCCUCUUCGUGGGCGGCAUCUUCACCAACUACAACCGCGUGCUCAAGGCGCCGAUCCUCGACUGGCAGCCGCCGCACGACAUGUACACCCUCAAGGCCAAGGACGUGAUGAACAAGCCGCCCGUGUGCUUCUUCCUCACCGAGCGCGUUGGCGACGUGUUCCAGGUCAACCCCAUUCUCUUCCUGUGUACGCUGGGCGAGGUGACGCACAACGGCUUCCCGAUCGUCAACUCCAAGGGCCAGCUCGUGGGGACCAUCCUUCGCUCCCAGAUCUCCGUUCUGCUCCACCACCGCGCAUUCUACAGCGGCGAUGAGUUGGGUCGCGAGGUGUCGCCCUCUUCCAUCCUCCCGCGCUCGGCGUUCGUCAACGCCUACCCCAAGUUCUACGACAUCACCAAGAUGGCGCUGACCCACCGGGAGGAGGACAUGUACCUCUACUUCAAGCCAUACAUGAACCUCAACCCGGUCAAGGUGAUCGAAACGUGCCCGCUCACCCGCGCCUAUCGCGCCUUCCGCACCCUGGGCCUCCGCCACAUCGUCGUCGUGGACUUUUGGAACGUGGUGCAGGGCGUGAUCACGCGGAAGGACCUCUCCAAGCUCUCCACCCUCCAUCAAUGGAAGAAGGAGUGGGUGUACUUGGCGGCGCACGGGGACCAUCUGACCGAAGCGGAGAUCCUGCACCUUAGGCGCGCCACCGCCUACGCCACCCGAGGGGAGUCCUUCAGCGAGGCCGAGCUGACUGACGCCGAGCGCGCCGACGGCGACGACAGCGACAGCGACGUCAGCGCGGACGAGCACACCCGCAUGGUCAAGCACUGA
Messenger RNA from Acanthamoeba castellanii str. Neff, 3384 nucleotides. Its product is annotated as chloride transporter, chloride channel (ClC) subfamily protein. Gene Ontology annotation, cellular component: intracellular membrane-bounded organelle; membrane. Lineage: Eukaryota; Discosea; Longamoebia; Acanthamoebidae. The coding region runs from base 1 to 3384 and encodes 1127 amino acids. The record is from RefSeq and is a predicted model, not a curated record. The transcript is spliced from 28 exons. Gene Ontology annotation, biological process: transmembrane transport; chloride transport. Gene Ontology annotation, molecular function: voltage-gated chloride channel activity.